Plasmodium coatneyi is the source of this 3021-nucleotide messenger RNA. RefSeq lists its product as uncharacterized. The transcript has a single exon. The record is from RefSeq and is a predicted model, not a curated record. Lineage: Eukaryota; Apicomplexa; Aconoidasida; Haemosporida; Plasmodiidae. The coding region runs from base 1 to 3021 and encodes 1006 amino acids.
AUGCCGCCGAACGGGCUGGUAAACGCGCCGCUGGUCGAACUGCUGCAAAAAUGGGAGGCCAAAAGGAUAAACUUAUGCAACGUAUGUCUCUGCUUGCACCACCUGAAAAAAAAUAUACUCCUAAAAUGGGGCGACCGAAGGGACUUUCUAUUAAGUAGCAUCAAUGAGGAGACCAUUACCAAAAUAGUGGAUCUACUGGACGUGAACCAAAACGGAACCGUUGCAGACAGCACAAAGGAUAAGUACUUCUUCCUAACAUUUGUAACGUUCGUCUUUAACACAGAAAAUGAACUCCUAAGGAGGAACUGCCAUAUGGCCAAAGAGGUAGAAGAAAACUACUCCAAUAUGAACAAUGAACAUUCAGGAGGUGGAAAAAAAAACAAAGGCAAAAAAACUGAUGAAGAAUCACAAAAGGGUGCACUGCAAAAAACCAUAGAGGAUGAUAAGAAGCACCUGUUGAACAAACAGUUGGGGAAUGAUCAAAUGGAAAAGCCAAAGGACCAAUCACAUCACCCCAAUAACGUGUUGGACCAGUUUGACGUACUCAUAAAAAGGGCAAUCGAUCUGGAGGUAAACCACACACACGGGGAGGUGAACAAAUUACUAAGUUGCAAAAUUUACGUAUUUUACGUUUUCUUAAAAUUUAUAUUUACCCUUACAAAGGACUGCCCCCAAAUUAGCAAGCACUAUUUGAAGCGUGUGAGAAAUAUCCUACACAGCCUGAUGAGCAUACCGUUGGGAUUCCUACAGCAGAGUGAAUAUCUUGUCCACCUUGCAAACGUCACACUCCUCCUGAUUGUAUAUACAAAUUUCCCUUCCGUGAAAGAUUGCGAAAAGGAAUUCUUAAACUUUUUAAUUAUGCAGCUAAACAGGAGGAAGUACUCCCUGCAAACGAUUGAACUAAUCCUAGUUACCUAUUUGAACAAAAAAAAAAACAUCAUUUUGAAUGACCAAAUUUAUCAACAGUUAAGGAGUCAUUCCAAUGAUAAUAUCAAUUUAUUUUUAAAAUGUGGGAAAAAAGAAAACCUGUUCUUUUUCUUCAACCUUUUGUACCUUUUUAAUGGUUUGCUCCAUGCCAAGGUAAGCAACUCGAACCAGAAUGUUUACUUUGUGAAGCCUGUAGAAUGCGUUAAUAUAAAUGUAAGCAUUAAGGAGAUGCUGGACAAUGUUCAGAAAGUGCUAAACUACUUGGGAACCAUGUCAAGGGAUUAUUUGGCCAACAAAAAAGUGGACAUAUACCUCAACGAGGGGGGGGCAUACGUCUAUUCGAAGGAUGAACCAUCAGAGGAGGAAUUCACCAUUGAAGAGAUUUUAAAAGGGAAGGAUUCACAUGAAAUGUUCCAAGGGGGGUUCCCGAACGGGGAGAAAAAUAAACAGCUACCCAACCUCUUUACCUACAUAAUUGACAACGUGUUUUCUUUUUUUCGGGGCCUCAUAAAAGAACAAGACGCAGAAUCGAUAAGCAUGAACCUAAACCAUUUGGUGGAUUUUUUAAAACUAUUUUUCAUUCAAAAUAAUGAAUCUGAUUUAUUUUUAAUAAAUUUCGUUGGAACAAAUUUUAGUACUUAUUGUAAGGAACUGCUGGAGAAGUGCCCCUGCGCGUUGGACGAAUUGGUCAGCCAUAUUAUGUGCCUAUUUAGGGUUGUAAGGAUGCUUACCCAGAGUGCGGUUAACAGAGGAACAGCCGGAAAAUUAAUGAACAUUCUGAGUAGAAUAGGGGAAGUCGAAAUGGGGGGAAGUUCCCCAAAUGGGGCAAGUAACGAAAGCUGGAAGGGAGUGCUCCCCGAGGAAAGCAUCAUCCACAGACUGUACAACAACGCUGUCCACACGCUAUACGUUUUCCUCAAAAAUGUAGAAACCUACUCAAAUGAACAGAUUAAAGAGAAGAUCCUUAUCCAGUAUGAACACUUCCUACUUUGCAUCCUCGAUAAGGAAGUGAAUGCCAACUUUGAUCUGAUUUUUCGAAACAGCACUUCGCUCUACGUAACGUUAAAGGCUUUUUUCAUUCUGAUGAAGCUACACAAAUUUGACUUUGAAAAUAUACAUAACUUUUUUUUUAAGUUGAUCAAACUGGAGAUGGAACUCCCCACAGCCAGUCAACAAGGGGCCUCCCUUUUUUAUAAAAAUGGCCUACACAGUAAUGCCGCUUUAGUGCAAAAAAUCAAGACAUUCAUUUUAGCCAAUUUGGAUUUAAUUUCGCACGCCACGGGGGAGACCAAAGUGGAAAAGCUGAAGCGCCUGGAAAGGUUGACAAAAUCGAACGUCUUCGGACGGGCCGAUAUUUUGUCCCAGUUUGAACGCCCCAUCAGGGGGAGCAAUAAUAAGGAGAAGAUCCAAACAGACCUCGAAGGGAAUCGACACCCUUUGCAGAUGAACGACGAGGUGAGUAAUACCCACAGCGGAACGAAAAAAAACAAAAGAACUCUCGAAAAGACGAAACUGCAAGGAGAAACCAACGAAACAUGGGAGAACGCACACGCGGAAGAUACGUCGUCCAGCUCCAUCAGCACGGAUGAACAUUUUGAAGAGGAAAAGAUGCAGCGCCGAAAAAAAGGCAACACCUUCGUCAGUCAAACGGGACAAUAUAAGAUUAAAAAAAAAAAAAAAAAAAAAAUUAAGCAUGAGGAAGAGGAGGAGGACGCUUCCAGUGUGCAGCCUGAGAAGGCGAACUCAAGUUCAAAAAAGGCGGGGCGUUCGGAAUGGGUCGACGUGGAUAAGGAGGACGACGACGCUGCGAGCGACACGGCAAACAUGGCCAACAACAGUGACAAUGGCGACUCCCUCCAGGAUCACGCCGCUGAGGAAGCAAGCAAAAAAAACAAAAAAACGCCACAAAAAACGCUACAAAGCGGGCAGCAGGAUGAGCAGCAGGACGAGCCGCUCGAAGCGAAUCGAAGCAGCCACGCGGAGGGCGCCCCCGGAAAUUUAAAAGAGCUAGCAGAUAACGUAAAAAUGGUGUCGUCGUCCGAUGCCAUGAAUUCCCUGCAGUACAUGAAGCAGUCCAUCCUAAAUGACUUAUAA